Molecule: messenger RNA, 1466 nt
Organism: Seriola dumerili (greater amberjack)
Lineage: Eukaryota; Metazoa; Chordata; Actinopteri; Carangiformes; Carangidae
Product: hepatitis A virus cellular receptor 1 homolog
Exons: 7
Coding region: 1-804 (267 amino acids)
Source: RefSeq, a predicted model, not a curated record
AUGUGGUGUGUGUGUGUGUGUGAUGACAGUUUGUCGGCGUUCGUCAUGAGGAUCGUUCUGCUGCUCGUUCUGCUCACAGUCUCUCACAGUGACAGCAGGGGGGUCGAAGGUCGAGCAGGUGAGAGCGUCACUCUGACAUGUAAAUAUGACGCUCAGAAACAUGGCCGACUGUCAGCUUGCUGGAGUCGAGGAGAUUUAUCAAUCUCAGGCUGCAACAACCAGAUCAUCAGCAGAGAUAGACCAACGGUUUCCAGCAGGUAUCAGUUACUGGGACGACUGGAUGAAGGAGACGUUUCCAUGACGAUACUGAACCUCACAGAGACAGAUGCUGGACGAUAUGGAUGCAGAGUGGAGAUACCUGGGUGGUUCAAUGAUGAAAAACAUCACUUUGAUCUGACUGUUGACGCAGCUCCUCAGACCACAUCAGAACCAAACACAGGGGCGUCUACACAGACACCAGCCGCUCAGACUGCAGAUCACAUGACCUCCACAGAUCACGUGACCUCCACAGGGCGUGUCCUAACUUCCUCCACUAGCAGCACUGACGGCCUCGUGGACGAGGUGAGCAGCGGAGCAGUGCCUGUGGUUCUGGUGUGCGUUCUCUUCACGUUAAUAGUGUUGCUCACAGUGGGCGGAGCCAUCAUUAUGGCCAGAAAACGGAGGCGACUCAACAAAAUGCCUCAGCAGCAGCAGCAGGUCAACACUUUGCCAACUCUGCAGCUCCAAAGUCGGGGUUCGGCGGUGGAGAACAUUUAUCAGAUCAACGAAGACGGUGACGGAGGCGAGUACGAGUACUGUCCCUGAAGCCUGAAGCUCCGCCCACUGAGCUGCAGGGAGACAGGAAGACGACGAGCUCCGUUAGCUUUCAGCUACAUGGAAGGACAGUCUCUGGCUGAGGGGAGGCGUCCAUGUUUGUUCUGUCAGAUACAGUCGUUCCCUCAAAGUUUCACGGGUGUAAUUACAACAUGAACAUUGAUGUUAUUUAUAAGAUGUACAAGAUAUUUAAAAGAUGGAAAUUUGUACUGAUGAUAACAGAGCGACACAUGAACGCAGCACAGUUUCAACCCUCCAUUAAGUGAAGUUCGUGUCUCCUCAGAGUCUGCUUUGUAAAUAUCCUGAAGAUCUUCACAGGUGUGAUAUAACGGACAUAUGGUCAUUUUGACACGUGCAGUAUUUUAACCUUCACAUGACCAACAGCGUCUCUGUCCACGUCACUGAGUCACUUCAUUUUAUUUGACAGGAAGUAUUUCAUAUAUUUCUCAAAGUUUCAUUGAAUAAAACUUUUGAAUAACGUGACUGACGGUGACUGGACUGAUCUCUGUUCUCCUGUAGAACCAUCAGAGAACCUUUCUCUACUGUCACAUGACCUGUCACCUUUUCCAGCACUAAACCCGACAUCAGUCGUAUGAUCAGGGCUGAAGCUGCUGCUGAAGGGACCAAAGCUUCUCUUAAAUAAAGUGUUCAAG